GUGAGUCUGUCUAUGACUUUGUGUAUAUCUACUAAUAGUGCAUAAUCCAGGACUGGUAUCUUGGAUUAGUUAAUAAAAAUGUUAGUUGUGGGUUUCUAUACAAUAGUGUUAUUUAUUUAAAGAAAACGUAAAUAAUACAGUUGAAUAAGCUUAUAUGUAUAUCAUGUAACUUUCUAAUUAACUAACAUGAGCACAAGGGGUAGAUUUGGUCCUCUGGUGGGAGCCAUAGAUGAAGGAACAAGCAGUGCAAGGUUUCUGGUGUUUGCGGCUAACACAGGCGAAGUAUUAACGUAUCAUCAAGAACAAGUUACGCAGAUUUGUCCAAAAGAAGGCUGGGUGGAACAGGAUCCAUUUGAAAUAUUGACAAAAGUCAAGAACUGUGUAGAGACAUCUAUAGAUCAUUUGAAAAAGCUUGAUAUUGACCCAGGAGAUAUUGUGUCCAUAGGAUUGACAAAUCAGCGUGAGACUACUAUAGUAUGGGAUCCAUUGACUGGAAAACCUCUCUAUAAUGCAAUAGUAUGGUUGGAUGUACGGAAUGCCGAUACUGUGGACCAAAUGCGGUCAAAAAUUUAUGGUAAAAAAGCAGAAACUCUAAAGACAAUCAGUGGCCUGCCAAUAAGUACAUAUUUUAGUGCUCUUAAACUGAGAUGGCUGUUGGAUAAUGUACCAGAAGUAAAGACUGCUGUUGAGCAAAAGAGGUGUUUUUUCGGCACUGUCGAUACAUGGCUAAUUUGGAACUUGACUGGCGGCGUUCAUGGAGGUCUACAUAUCACUGAUGUUACCAAUGCCUCAAGGACAAUGCUUAUGAGUCUUCAAACCUUGCAAUGGGAUCCAAUGCUUUGCAGGUUUUUUGAUAUUCCUAUGAGUGUUUUACCACAAAUUAGAAGUUCCUCAGAAAUCUACGGGUAUUUAGCAGAGACCUCACUACGUGGUGUUCCAAUUUCAGGGUGUUUGGGAGACCAACAAGCAGCGUUAGUCGGACAGAUGUGUUGGAAACAAGGGCAGGCCAAAAACACUUAUGGCACAGGUUGCUUCUUGCUAUAUAACACAGGCACUGCGAUUGUGCAAUCCACUCACGGCCUGUUGACGACAGUUGCUUACAAGUUGGGGAAAAACUCACCCGCUAUCUACGCCCUAGAGGGGUCAGUGGCAGUGGCAGGGGCGGCAAUUAGCUGGCUGCGAGACAAUCUGCACAUUUUGUCAGAUGUCAACAUUACAGCCGAGCUGGCACAGGCUGCUUCGUCGACAGGCCAGGUCAUGUUUGUACCGGCCUUCUCUGGUCUCUAUGCUCCAUAUUGGCGCAAUGAUGCACGUGGGUUGAUAUUUGGUAUCUCAGAGGAGACGAAGAAGGAACAUUUAGUGAAAGCUGCGCUGGAGGCUGUGUGUUUCCAGACACGAGACAUUUUGGAAGCAAUGAAUCAAGAUUGUGGGAUACCACUCACCAAGCUGUUGGUAGAUGGCGGCAUGACCGUCAACAGUUACGCGAUGCAGUUGCAAGCAGACUUGUGUGGUAUUCCUGUUGGUAAGGGUCAUCUGCUACUACUCUUCGACUAUUAAUUGUGCAAUUACAAUACAAAAUCAUUCACAAAGUAAGUUGCUGAGGGGCAUCUGUUGCCGAAUGGGUGGGGAUAGCGGCGUGACCUGAACGGUGCUGUCUAACUACGUUCAGUACACAUCUGGAAUGUGGCUACGCCAUUUUAUGCGUUCUAAACUGGUGUCCAAAGUGG
Homalodisca vitripennis (glassy-winged sharpshooter) is the source of this 1727-nucleotide messenger RNA. RefSeq names its product glycerol kinase-like. The transcript is spliced from 8 exons. Lineage: Eukaryota; Metazoa; Arthropoda; Insecta; Hemiptera; Cicadellidae. The coding region runs from base 187 to 1557 and encodes 456 amino acids. Gene Ontology annotation, molecular function: glycerol kinase activity. Gene Ontology annotation, cellular component: mitochondrion. The record is from RefSeq and is a predicted model, not a curated record. Gene Ontology annotation, biological process: triglyceride metabolic process; glycerol-3-phosphate biosynthetic process; glycerol metabolic process.